Molecule: messenger RNA, 2428 nt
Organism: Pimephales promelas (fathead minnow)
Lineage: Eukaryota; Metazoa; Chordata; Actinopteri; Cypriniformes; Leuciscidae
Source: RefSeq, a predicted model, not a curated record
ACGCUGUCGCUUAUUGGCUGAUGUGAGUCCAUUUAAACAGUUGAAUCCAGCAAAAGCGUUUAGAGUUUUAUUCACAAUUCUGCGCAAGGGUUGAUGGAUUAAUCUCAUUUGAGGAUUUAUUGAGCAGUCUCUCUGGCGCAUUUUAAGGGUCAUUUCUGAGGAUGGGUCUCUGGUUCGUGAUGCUGUGGGUGUUGAGUAUGCAGUACGGUGAGGUGGAAGCAUUCUUUGACUGGCUGAAGAAGCCAGACCCAGCUCCAGCUCCUGCUCCUGCUCCAGAGCCGGUCUCCUCGAUCCUGCUGCAGGGAGACACCCCGGCCUUCGAAAUCAGUGUUGUUGAUGAGAAGUUUUUGGCUGAAGCAAAGCAGAUGGACCUCAGUCCUCUGGACAGCUGCCAUUUCAGGGUUGUUGCUCAGCUCAAAGCGACUUGCAGCGGCCUAUCAGAAGAGCAGUUGGCCAAACUGGGCGUGGCUUUGUUCAACUGCCAAUCAGAGGUGGAGGGGCGCAGGACUUACCCUUGCACUGAACAAAUGACUUUAAAGGAGUGCACAGCGGACAUGGACUCGGACACAUGGAACGCCUAUCACAUAGUCAGUAACCGAGCGCGAGCCGUGUGUUAUGCCACACGCCAGCAACACUUUCGCAAGCGAGCGGAGCUAACUGUCAACGCCCUGAUUUCCACCGCAACUAGUCAACUGCAUGCUAUGAAAGAUCUAAAGGAGGGUCAGAACGAGCUGAGGGAAAUGACCGCGGCGUCCCUGGACAGGCUUCUGGAGGGUCACAGUGCCCUACAGCUCCAGCAAGGGGUCCUGAAGCAAGGCCAGGAGCAGCUGGACUCCUCCAUCAGCGAGAACCUGCAGAGACUGGCCCAGGAGAAGGCUCUCAUCAGCACCGGGCAGCAGCUGGUGGCUCAGUUAAUCCAGGGCAUCACACAGAGGAUGGAGAACGUCAGUGGGCAGCUGAAGGAUCAGACGGCAGAAGUGCAGGAAGGGCACCAGGCGAUUCUUGAGGACCUGGCUGUGGUCCGAGGAAGUGCUCAGGACAUCUACCAUAAAAUGGAGCUCAACCUGAAGGGCUUCCUCCAGCAGCAGAACGACACGGCUCGCUUCUACUCCGAGCUCACCAGCAAACUGGAGCGCAUGAACGGCACUCUGGGAUACAUGCUCCGGUAUCUGGACAACAUGCAGAGCCGGCUGGAGGACAGACUGCAUAUGAUCCAAGGCUAUCUGGGCUGGGCAGGCCUGAGCCUGCGCUCUCUGUGGACGUGUGUGAUGCACGCUGGGUUCUUCCUGCUGUGUGCGGUUCUGCUGUCGUUCCUGCAGUGCGCAACCUUCUCCCGCGUCUCUCUGCUCCUCACCGUCCCCAUCAAUGCCAUCGCGGAGAUCAACCAGCAGUCUGCGCUCGACCUGCUCUCGCUCUCUCUGCUGCUCUUCACACUGUCACUAGGUCGCUGGUUUGUGCUUCAGGUGCUCUGGGCGUUGUCUAAAAUGAAGGGCCAGACCUGUGGCCCCCCUCCUCCACUUCUUCUGGGCCCCAGUGAAGAGAAGACCCCAGAGAGAGAGCGCUGCCCGCCGUCCACGCCGGUCAUGUGAGUCGAAGACUGCACAAACCUAAUGUUGACUAAUGCAAUGACCAUCUCUCGUCCAUCCAAGCCACCUAACAUGCUGUUGUGUUUUAUUUCUUUAUUGUUGUUAUUUUAUAUUACAGCUAAUUUUGUGUUGUCUUCUCAUUGUAGAAAUGACACAGACUGUGAUUUGGAGGUGGAGAGCUUCAUGAUGGGUGAUCCAUGCAUCCUGGCCAUGUCUUCAUCUCGGCCUCAUGGCCAUCCAGAGUUCAGUCCGCUCACUUCAGGCACACACACCCACUCAACCCCCAGAAUCAAGAAUCGACACCGCAUCGCAGGGACAGUGCUGGAGAACGUUCCUCUGAGGAACCUAGGAGAAGUUUUGGAGACCGUGAGUCACUCGCGAAGCUCAAGCCCCAACUAUUCACUCUCCAGCAACAGUUCUCUUUCAGGUCGCUCCCUGUGCAGUGGUGUCACUCGAGUGGGCAAGCCAUGUAAAAAGAGGGCUGUGUCGGGUCAGGAGUACUGUAAGAUCCACGAAGGCGGCCACACUUCCUACAGCCGACUCUGAAAUGGUCUUUAUAAUGGACUUCUCUUUACAGAAGCAUCUGCAGAAUGUACAUAGCACUUUUCUCAUUACUACAUAUAUUUAAUUAUGGUAGUGUUUUUGCUUUUUAGUCAUGGUGGAUUUUAUUAUGUUUGUUGUAAUAACACUUUUAGAUUAUUUAGAUUUAUUAUUUAUAAUAAAGUAUUAAAAAAUGUCAUUACAAUGUAUGUUUUUUUUAAUUCAAAUUGACUAGAUUUCAGCGUGCUAGUUGCAUAUGUAUUUUCUUGCAAGCCUUUAUUAAAGCAUUUUUUUUAAUGAUA